Molecule: messenger RNA, 1384 nt
Organism: Sitodiplosis mosellana (orange wheat blossom midge)
Lineage: Eukaryota; Metazoa; Arthropoda; Insecta; Diptera; Cecidomyiidae
Product: GPN-loop GTPase 1
Exons: 4
Coding region: 104-1291 (395 amino acids)
Molecular function (GO): GTPase activity
Source: RefSeq, a predicted model, not a curated record
UCAAAGUAACCUCAAAAUAAAUGCGAUUCAAAUAAAGCACGCAACUGCAGCAGUGUUCUGAUUUGAAUAUUUAACUUCGAACACGAUAGAUAUAGUAAGGAAAAUGGCAUCAAACAAAUUGGAUGAUUCAGCGAGCAUCGCAGGAUGCAGUCAAAAUAAAAGUUCCGACGAAAGUCAAGCACAAUCGUUCGAAAUAAAUUCUCGUCCGAUUUGUUUGAUUGUACUUGGGAUGGCCGGUAGUGGUAAGACAUCCUUUGUAAGGCGCCUAACACAACUGGGAAAUCUACAAAAUAUGAAGCCGUACGUCAUUAAUUUGGAUCCUGCAUGUCAAGAAGUGCCUUACCAUGCCAACAUUGAUAUUCGUGACACUGUCAAUUACAAAGAAGUCAUGAAACAAUAUCAGCUGGGACCAAACGGUGGCAUCGUAACUACUCUUAAUCUGUUCUCAACAAAGUUUGGUCAAGUGGUUGAUCUGGUAAAGAAAGCAGGAACCGAACACAAGUACUGUGUGAUUGAUACGCCAGGCCAAAUUGAAGUGUUCACAUGGUCUGCAUCUGGUACUAUAAUCACGGAAGCUCUAGCAACAUCUUUUCCAACUGUUGUCGUUUACGUAAUGGACGUUCCGCGGUCGAAAUGCCCAACGACAUUCAUGUCCAAUAUGCUUUAUGCCUGCUCCAUUUUGUAUAAAGCCCGAUUGCCCUUCAUUGUUGUCAUGAACAAGAUUGAUAUUGAAGAUCAUUUGUUCGCAUUGGAAUGGAUGCAGGACUUUGAAGCAUUCCAAGAAGCACUUGAAUCCGAACAGACAUAUGUAAGCAAUUUGACGCGCACCAUGUCACUAACACUGGACGAAUUUUAUAGAGAUUUAAAAUGCUGCGGCGUAUCAGCGAAAACCGGCGCUGGUUUCGGGAAAUUUUUCGAUUUGGUAGAAGAAGGAGCCAAAGAGUAUGAAGCCGACUACAAAGCUGAAUAUGAAAAGUUGCGACACAAAAAAUUGGCCGAAGAACAAAAAACCGCUGAACAGAGGCUGGACGAAAUAAAGAAAAAGACUAAGGUUGGCUCAGAAAUACCGAUGGCAAGUUUCAUAACAGAAGUAUCAUCUGGUCGAGACCUCACCGAUAUUUAUCUAAAACAUCCGGCAAACGAAAGCUCCGAAGACGAAGAUGGCACGGAGGAAGUUAUUGCAAAUGGUGAUACGGAGAAAGAAGAAGAAUGUUUCAAUCAGUUUAUGACGGAACAAAUAAAAAAACAGAAAGAAAAAAUCAAAAUGUCUUCGGUAACGGAGAAAUCAUAAUCCGCGCAAAUGACAAAUUACUCUAUUUUUCUGUAUAAAAUUUAAUGUAUAAUUUUCUUUUUAAUAAAAAAAAAAAAAUGGAAAAUGAAAAAA